UCUUGCAGUAUUUUAUGUGGCCAUAAAAAAUUUGACGAAAAGAAGCCUAACUACUUUGUUUGAUCCCAACGAGUAACACUUUAACCAAUAUUCCACUCAGUCAAGGAAUUUCAAAAGAUAUUUUUCUUAACGGUGACAAUAACUAAUUUGGACCAAAUCGCUAAUGAAAUUGGACACCUCCAGAAACCGCGCCCGAUGCGCGUGGGUGGUGGCGCAUCACCUUUGAAUCGAACUCGGAGACAUGUUGAGCCGCUGACCAGAGGCCAAGAAACCCGCGUAGGUGUCCGCUGCCAUGUGAGCAGAGCUCAGUCGGCACACACAACACUCAACGGAAAGCCAAACUACAGAGAAGCGAAGCGCAGACGACAGUUACUCGCAGACAGGUUGCAGUAACACUAAGCUCCAAAUGGAGGCCACCGAUCAGGAUGUCAUGCUGGAGGGCGGCGAAGACCUGAUGUCCACCUCGGCCACCUCGUCCACAAAUGGCGGCGAUAGCAACGGUUGCGGCAAAAAGCUGACCGUAACCUCGCCAGAUCCCACAUCGUACGUGACCAAGCAGCGAGUGACGCGGCCCACGCCUCCUGCUCCUUCGAAAAAUCCGAUGCAGUUCGUCCAGAUCAAGCCCUGCAACCUCUACCAGACGGCGCAGGAGCAGCUGAAGAAGGCCGAGGAGGUCAAGAAGCUGAAGGAGGUGAAGAAGGAAGAGCCGGAGGAGUGGCAGAACAACCUUGACAAUUGGAAAUCAUCAAGGCGAAAACGUGUCGAACACAUCAUCGAUCGUGCGGUGGAGACGAAGAAACUCGAGCUGGAGGAGCAUGAUCGCAUGCGACGAAAAUCGAAAACAUUCACCGAAAUGAUGGAGGAGAGGGCUGAACGGGGUGGACCUCGGGGGCGUGCCAAGCUGGCUUCUCUGGCCGUUUACAACGAGGACGAGACGAACGAUCUGAGUGAUCUGGGAAUCGGAACCAGCAGCGCCAGCGGAAAGAGCAGUCUGUCCGAGGACUAUGACAAUAAUAGUGUUAUGAGCGACCAUGCCGCCGAGCUGGACAAGGCGAUUGGAGCAGCUGGCUCUGGAGCUGCCGGGGCAACCUCCCGAAACGUGGACGAGCAGCAGAAUCACAUCAACCGCAACGGCAGCAAUGGGAACCACGGUAACGGAGUGGCCGUUGGCCAGGCGGUCAUCGCCAAUCCCACCAGGGCUGCAGGCAGGGAGUACAUUUCCUCGCCAGGAUACGACACGUCGUCCAGUACGGCGCCAGCUAGUUCGCCGGAUCCAUGUGAAUACACCUACGAGGGAGCCAUCCAGGACUACAAGCAGCGGGUCCAGAGGGCCAGCAGCAACGGCAACGGAAAUGCCAAUGGCAAGGUGAUCGGAGAACCCAUUGCGUAUCCCACAAGGCGUGGAUCCAAGAUCGAGGAUCGCCUGAGCGGCUUCGAGGUGACUUCGCCCAGCGACACGCAGGAGGGCGUGGAGAAGCCAAAGGUGGACGUGCCCAAGGUGGACAUCUCCAAGCGGAAGGAGAUCUUCGAGCAGGCCAAGGCAGAAGUGUCCAAUGGAGCGGCCUCCGCUGCCCCCAAAGUGGUCCUUCGGGAUCGCCUAACCAACGGCAAUGCCACUCCCACAGCCCCCAAAUCGGAUGUGAGGCGUCUUUCCGGCGACAUAUCCAGCAUUCGGGACCGCAUGCAGAGUUUGGAGCAGCAGCGGAAGGCCUUCAAUUCCAGCAAGAGUGUCGACGUGCCGGUGCCGCCGCUCAAGCAGCGUCUGAACAGCCUGCAGCAGUCCGUUACCAAAGAGGAGCAGAAGAAGCCACCGCUGGUGGCCCUCAUCGAUGCCAGGCAACUGGAGAUCAUGAGGGGCGAGGAGGAGCGAAUGCGCCAGCAGCAACAGCAGCAGAAACUGCAAACCACUGUGCUCGCUCCUCCGCCAGCACCGCCGGCCUUGGUUAUAGAGGAACCACCGGUGGCAGCCACCAACGACGACAGCGGCAUUCAGGAGGACAACGCGGAGGAGCUGCAGCAGCAGCAACUCAACGCAGCCAUCGCCGCCUUGGCGCUGGAGGAGCGGCAGUUGGAGGAGGCGGCCAAUGCGGUCAACCAGAUCGAGGCGGAGUUCGAUGAGCUGACCGAUCUGAAUCCCUCGCCAUUGCCACCUUCGCCGGCUCAUCCGGCGGUCCAAGCCAACGUCCAAGCCGCUCCGGCUUCAUCGCAAGCGGCCAAUCAAGCGGCUGCUCCUCCAUUGCGGGACAUGGAAUUUAGUAUCAACGAAGCUCUUGAAUUGGCGCUGCAAGCCAUCGAUCGCGAGGCGACAACCGAGCCAAUGGACAAGGCACAACAUCCAGAGGAGGAGGAGGAGGAGCAGCAGGAGGAGUUGGGGGGACAGCCAGAGGAGGAGGAGGAGCAAGAGGAUCAGGAGGAGACGGAACAAGAGUCCCACGAGGACUCCCAGGGGGAAUCACACACCGAGGGUGGGGAAAUGCCAAAUAAAACCGAUGAGCAGAAGCAGGGGGAACGAGAGCCCAUCUACGAGAAUGUCAGCUCGACUAUAUCUAUGCAUGAAGUAGAUAAUGAACAGAUAGCAGCGAUGACGAUAACCACACAGACCCAAGCGACGCGGAGGAGUCACAGGAGAAGCAUUCCAAAUAAGCAGCCCAGCAACAAUAACAAUAACGAGAAUAAUCAAAGCCCUAAUCAAAGCAACAGCAGCAGCAAUCAAAAAGAGAACAGCAUGGCAGCAACUUCAGCCACCCCCGUGCCACCAGCAACACCUGGGGAUGUGGAGCCCUACUACCAAGUGCCGAAGGCCACGGAGCCCUACUACGACGCCCCGAAGCAUUUGAGACCCGUGCCCGUCUACGAGAACAUCGAGAUCUUCUACUCGGGCCUGGAGAUCGGUCAGGGAUCAGCGGGACCGGGAGCGCCGCUGGUGGGACUGAUGGAGCCGCCCAAGGAGAAGCCACCGCCACCGCCCACCGAGAGUCCGCCGCCGAUUCCAGCGGACGACGGGGGCCACGACGACGAGCUGGACGGCCUGGGCAGCAGCCUGGGACACAACACCGACACCUGGUCGUCGGACAACACCUACGAGACCAUUUCGAACGGCACUCGCCGGCACCUUCAGGGACAGCUGGAGCCUGCCCAGCCAUCGCCGCCCAUCAAGCGGAUGAACUCGACCAAGCGGAUCAAGAAGGAGCUGCGCAACAAGCGCUCCAGCUUCCUGGGCAUCGAGACCGACGGGGAUUUGGACGACAUGGAGACCUACCUGGAGCUCACCGUGGCCCCGCCGCCGGACAUGGCGCAGCUCCUGCAGGAGGAGAGGCGUCUGGAGAAGCAGCUGUACAUCAAGGCGGGUCUCUGCGACAGUUCCGACACAGGUGAAAGUCGCGACUCCGGAGUUUCUGAAAACCAUUCCCGUCAGAGCAGUGAGCACUACACAAACUCCUCUGAGGAGAACGACACGCAGUCCGAAGCCACGCCCCCACCGCUGCCUCCGCCCCCGUCGUCCACCCAACUGGGCGAAGUCAUCUACCAGAACGAGAGCCUCCUGGCUGCCCAGACACCUCUUCUCCAGACAGUCAAGGGCAACUCGGCCGAAUCCUGGACGGAGUCGGCGACGGCGGCUGCGGCGGCCACCCAAUCGCUGAGCGAAGCCACGGCGACGGCCAACGCCAAGAUGCAGUCCAUCGAGGACAAGAUCCGGGAACAGGGCGAGGUGCUGCGGGUGGAACGGGAGCUGCUCCACUUUUCGCAGGAGGAGUUGAAGCGGCAGCGCGAGAACCUUCUGCUCCGCGAGAAUCUGGCACGUCGAGAACUGCAGCACGGAGCAAAAAUGCUAAUGUCGAACAACCGGCGCUCUCUGCAGGAUCUGCACCACGGCCUGGGCAUCGGCAACGGCAUGCUGAGUGCCUUCCAACCGCCGCAGCAUAUCCAGGCGCCCAUGCCGCCUCCACAUCCGCAGCAGAUCUACGCCAAUGUGCCGCAGCAGCAGCAGCAACAGGCGGCGAUGUAUGCAUACCACCAGAUGGACACGGACUACCGCAAGUCCAUGUCGGAUCUGAACGAGUUCUCCAACCGCCUGAUGCUGCCACCCACGCCGCCCACCAAGCCGUUGAGGGCGAUGCAAAUGAACGCCAAUGGCCAUGGCCUGGAGCCGGACUAUGCGGUUAGCACGAGGCAGCGCCAGCCGCCGGUUCCCUAUGGCGGAUCUCUGGUGAAGAUCGCCGGGGCGCCAAUGCCUCCUCGGAUCCCUGGUCCCGGAUAUCCCGUUCAAGCGUCGGCAGCCGCCGCCUACCAUCACCAGUCGGCUCAGAACCUGAGCAAUAUGUCCAGGAACACCUUGCUCGCCCUGAGCGCCACUCCCAAGCCCAAGUACACGGACGGAUGGGUGCAGGUGCAGCAGCGCAAGAGCUACGACCAGGCCAGCGAUCCGGCUUGGCUGUCCGCCCAGCAGCAGAAGCGCAAGUCCAUGCCGGACUACGGCGGAGCCCUGUACAACAACAACCACUGGCUGCUCCAGGAGGCGGAGCAGCGGCGGAUCGAGCAGCUCAAUCGUCGCUCGAUGCCGGCCAGCAAGUCGAAGGGCAAGCCGCUGCCCGACUCCAUCAUCCAAACGCUGACGGAACGGGUCCAGAGCAAAGGCAUCGGCGAUCGAAAGCGCUUCGAUGGCAACGGCAACUACAGCCAGGUCAACGGCAACUCCAAUGUCUACCAGCAGCAGACGCAGCAGCAGCAGCAACAGCAGAAGACCAACAUCACGAACGGCAGCAGCAGCCAGGAGAAGGUGCUCAGCGUCAGUGGCAAGAAGAAGUGCUCCCAUUGCGGCGACGAAUUAGGUCGCGGCGCUGCCAUGAUCAUCGAGUCGCUGCUGCUCUUCUACCACAUCAACUGCUUCAAGUGCUGCGUCUGCCACGUCCAACUGGGCGAUGGCCUCAAUGGAACCGAUGUCCGGGUCCGGAAUCACAAGCUGCAUUGCCAGAACUGCUACUCCAGCGAUGAUGGCAUCAAGUUCAGCUGCGUCUAGCUGAAUCCUUGCCAAGGAAACGGAAGUCAAUUCAAAGUCGGAAGUGGGGGUUGUUGUUGUUCUUGUUGCUAUUGCAACAUUGAUUGUUGUUGUUGUACUAGUAAUAUAUAGAUACUAACUACUGACGUAAUUCGCAUAUACACUGCAUACAUAUAUCCAUGUUGAAAACAAAGUCAAAAGCAAAACGUUUCAGAUUAGUGUUAAUCGCUUCUAUAUAAGUACGAAAUUUUUUGAUGUCUGCAUUGCUUUUUGACUCAGAUUUUAACUUUUUAUAUACGAUAUUCUACAUGUUUGAAAAUCCGACGUUAUACA
Drosophila takahashii is the source of this 5329-nucleotide messenger RNA. RefSeq names its product smallish (gene smash). NCBI's taxonomy places the organism in Eukaryota, Metazoa, Arthropoda, Insecta, Diptera, Drosophilidae. Gene Ontology annotation, cellular component: stress fiber. The record is from RefSeq and is a predicted model, not a curated record. Gene Ontology annotation, biological process: regulation of focal adhesion assembly; positive regulation of stress fiber assembly. Gene Ontology annotation, molecular function: myosin II head/neck binding.